AUGCAGCUCCAUCGCGGCGCGGUGUCGAUAGUAGCGUCGCGAACCCUGUCCACAAAGCCCGAUGGCCGACCGAAUCUGUCGGGGCUUGCCUCUGAACAGGAGUCGCGCGAAAGUGCCUCACCGUUCAAGCAGCACCGCCAGCGGGAGCUGCGGGAGGACCAGGAGAAAGAGGACCCGCUCUAUCCAGAUCCAUAUCCUCGACUAGAAUCUCUCCCCGCUCGAAAGAGCGUUCCAGAGUUCUUGGAAGACUUCCACGAGGGCCUUUCCGACGAGAACGUCACCCUCACCGGCCGCGUCCGGUCCAAGCGAGUGGUGGGCAAGUCGCUCAUCUUCCUCGACAUCGUAAACGAGUUCCAAAAAGUGCAAGUCAUGGUCAACAAGAACAAGUGUGUGUCAGAGAAGCAUAGAAGAAUCCAUAAAUUCGCCCUGUUCAAGAACUUAAUACAAGUUGGCGACCAUAUCUCGGUCACUGGCAUCGCCACUCGCACAAAUAGUGGAGAGCCGACGCUCGAGGCGCGGCAGCUUCCCGAGCUCCUGUCGCCGUCCAUGGAGCAAAUUCCUGAGAAGCUCACCGACGCGAAGACGAGGAUGCAGGAGCGUCACGUCGACAUGCUCGUGAACAGAGAAGUGGUGGAUGUGCUGAGGCUUCGUGCGGAAAUCACCAAGCACAUGCGCGACCACUUCCACUCGAAGCGAUUCCUCGAGUUCCAGACGCCCAUCCUGGCCGAGAACGCGGGAGGAGCCGUUGCCCGGCCUUUCGUCACCAGGGCCACCGAGUUCCGAAACAAAGACUUGGCGCUCCGCAUCGCUCCAGAGCUGUGGCUGAAGCGCCUCGUGGUCGGAGGCGUGGACAAGGUCUUUGAGAUUGGCCCGGCUUUUCGAAACGAGGGCGUGGACGCAACGCACAACCCCGAGUUCACCAUGUGCGAGUUCUACAGCGCCUAUACCAACCUCGCUGAUCUUAUCAACGAGACCGAGGAGCUCAUGUACAGCUUGGCCAAGCACUGCCAGGAGCUGAUAUCCACGCAGCUCACGUCUCUGCCGCCCAUCGAUCUGAGCCGGUUCGUGCGGCCGUUCAAGCAAGUCGAGUUCAUCCCCGCGCUGGAGGAGGCGAUCGGGAUCCGCUUUCCAAAGCUCACUGCCGAGGGUGCCCUGCCCGAGCUUCUUGCAGUUCUGAAGCUUGCCGGCAUCAAGAUCCCAGGCGAAGUGCCCAACUCGCUGCCUAAGCUAUUGGAUCGCUUGGCGGCCAUCUACAUCGAGCCCAUGUCCUUCAACGAGCCCGUCUUCAUCACCAACCACCCGGUGUGCAUGUCGCCCCUAGCCAAGGGGUUCCUGUGCCCCAACACGUACCAGCUCGUGUCGGCACGCGCGGAGCUCUUCGUCGGCGGCAGAGAGCUGGCCAACAUGUACGAAGAAGAGAACGACCCCGAGGAGCAGAAGCGCAAGCUCAAUGCCCAUCGCAACCUCGUGAAUAAGCCCAACGGAGAAGUUGGGUUCGAGGAGGCGGCAGCAGAGGAGGCUCCAGCGCCGCCGCUUGCGGAGGAAGCCGAAAAAGACGAGUGGGAAACGUCCCCGCUUGAUCAGAGCUACGUCAAGGCGCUGGACUACGCGUUGCCCCCGACGGGAGGUUGGGGCUGCGGCGUGGAGCGCCUCGUGAUGCUCUUCUCCGGGGCCAACCGCAUCAGCGACUGCCUGAGCUUUGGGACACUGAGGAAUGUGGUGGGACUAUCGGCUGACGACAAGGAGAUGCCGUCGAAGUGA
This is a messenger RNA of Purpureocillium lilacinum, 1761 nucleotides long. RefSeq lists its product as uncharacterized. The record is from RefSeq and is a predicted model, not a curated record. Gene Ontology annotation, biological process: mitochondrial lysyl-tRNA aminoacylation. Lineage: Eukaryota; Fungi; Ascomycota; Sordariomycetes; Hypocreales; Ophiocordycipitaceae. Gene Ontology annotation, molecular function: lysine-tRNA ligase activity; tRNA binding; ATP binding. Gene Ontology annotation, cellular component: cytoplasm; mitochondrion.